This is a messenger RNA of Cydia pomonella (codling moth), 4901 nucleotides long. RefSeq names its product palmitoyltransferase ZDHHC15B. The record is from RefSeq and is a predicted model, not a curated record. The transcript has 8 exons. The coding region runs from base 476 to 1600 and encodes 374 amino acids. Lineage: Eukaryota; Metazoa; Arthropoda; Insecta; Lepidoptera; Tortricidae. Gene Ontology annotation, molecular function: palmitoyltransferase activity.
UUCAAAGUGUUGCCAGGAUAUUAAAAUUCCAAAAAUGUGCGGGGAUUCUAAUUUUUUAUAUAGAAUGUGGCCUAAAGAUUGUACUUUAAUUGCUUAGCUAUUUACAAACAUUAAUUCAAUCUAACGCAGCGUUCAAAUUCAUAUCAAAUGUGACACAUGAAUAAAACUUUGUAUUCUCUAAGUAACCAUUUAAUCAUCAUGUUUCUUUUAUAAUAGCUGUUUUUAGCAGUCAUGAAUAUUUUGAUUAUUUUAUCAAAUAAUAUUAUUCUUAAAAUUCGUGUACACAUGUAAUUAAAAUAUUAUGUAUGUCAAAUUGUCAAUAACCCUCACGGUCCUAUAAUAAUUUGACAUCUUGUCAUCUGGGUUUUUGACUUACAGCACUGGCAACCUCUAACUUCAUGUGUCAUUUUAUUUUAGAAAUAGGAAUUCAUGAGUCGAACAUGGAUGAUCUCAAUUCCAUCGAAAAACACGAAUAAUGGCUUCGUCUGUACAAAAUAACAGAUCGUCGCCCUCGGGCUACUGCAUGUGUUGCAGAGUGUGUAAUAACGUGUGCUGGCGAGCGUUUAAAUGGAUUCCUGUGCUGUUGAUUGUGUCUAUAAUAACUUGGUCCUAUUAUGCCUACGUUAUUCAGUUGUGCAUUUUUACAAUUGAGAGUACGGUGCAGCAAGUGCUUUACCUUAUUUUCUACCACAUCCUACUGUUCAUGUUCGCCUGGUCAUAUUGUCGCACAAUUUUUGCUCAAAUUAAGCCCAUACCAGAAAAGUUUAAGUUACCAGAGGAAGAAAUAGAGCGAUUACUCAGCGCAGAUUCAGAAGAAGCGCAGAGACAAAUCCUAGACAACUUUGCGAAGGAUCUCCCUAUAGUGACAAGAACAAUGUCAGGCUCAGUGCGCUACUGCAACCGCUGCGUCCUAGUCAAGCCAGACAGAGCGCACCACUGCAGCCUCUGCGGGCGCUGCGUCCUCAAGAUGGACCACCACUGCCCCUGGGUCAACAACUGCGUGUGCUUCCACAACUAUAAGUUCUUCAUGUUGUUUCUGGGCUAUGCGCUGGUGUAUUGCACCUUCGUCAUGUCCACCUGCCUGCCUUAUUUCAUUAGGUUUUGGAAGAUGUAUAAGGAAUACCAGCAUGCCCACUGCGAGCAGUUGAUAGCGAAAGGCACAUUUACUAAAACAUGCACGGAUAUACUCGGAGGUGACUUCGGCAACGCGGCGAACGCGGGCCGGUACCAUAUUGUGUUCGCGUUCUUUGUGGCGCUCAUGUUCGGGAUAUCGCUGGGCUCGCUGUUCGGGUACCACUGCUAUCUCGUUGCUACCAAUAGGACGACUUUAGAGGCGUUCCGAGCGCCCAUGUUCCGCGGCGGCGUGGACAAGAAUGGAUUCUCCAUAGGCGCCUACGGCAACUUCAAGGAGGUGUUCGGGAACCAGCCUUGCCUGUGGCUGCUACCCGUCUUUACCAGCUUCGGAGACGGCAUCACGUUCCCGCUGCCGAUCCCCGAGGAAGACACCGAGUCCCUGCUGAGCUCCGAGCGCUGGGACCGCUGGGGCGAACGUGCGCGGCCGUUCGAUGAGCGAGAGAGCUCCUCCUUCGACGAGCUAUGAGUAUAAACUGCGGUGUCCACUGUACUAUGGUUUUACGACAGUUGGGCGCCACUGUAAUGUUUGUAACAUUAAAACAAGUUAGGAUACAUAUUGAGGAAACACACGUAGUCCCUGCUUAGUGCCGAGUGUUGGGUCCGCUGGGACAAACGUGUCUGGCCAUUCGAUGAGCGAUAGAGCUCAUAGUGCGCCGAACGAGUGUAAGCUGUGGUGUCCAACUGUCCACUGUACAACGGUUUUACUAGAGUUGGGCGCCACUGUAAACUUUGUAACAUUAAAACAAGUUAGGAUAAUAUUGAGAGAACACACGUAGUCCCUGCUGAGUGCUGAGUGCUGGGGCAAACAUGCGCGGCCAUGUGAUGAGCGAGAGACUUCCUCUUUCGACGAGCUAUGAGUAAGCUGCGGUGCCCACUUUACAACGGUUGUCUAGAGUUGGGCGCCACUGUAAAGUUUGUAAAAUUAAAACAAUACAUACAUAUUGAGGGAAAACACGUAGCUCGGCUGAGUGUGGAGCGCUGGGACUGCUGGGGCGAACGCACGCGGCCGUUCGAUGAGCGAGAGAGUUCAUCGUUCGACGGACUAUGAGUGUAAGCUGCGAGCUUCGGUGUCCACUGUGCAACGCUUUUACUGGAGUUGGGCGCUACUGUAAAGUUUUUAAGACUAAAACAGGAUACAUAUUGUGGGAAAACACGUAGUUGAUGCUGAGUGCCGCGCGCUGGGACCGCUGGAGAGAAUGUGCGCGGCCGUUCGAUGAGCGAGAGAGCUCCUCCUUCGACGAGCUAUGAGUGUAAGCUGCGUUGUCCACUGUAGAACGGUUUUACUAGAGUUGGGCCACUAUUAACUUUGUAACACUAAAACACGUUAGGAUACAUAUUAAAGAAAAACACGUAAUCCCUGCUGAGUGCAAAGCGCUGGGAUCGCUGGGACGUUUGUAUAGAAAAGCGGUCGUCUACUCUCUUCCGAAGGAAGAGACGUAGGCUCUGUUAUGUUGCGAGCCGCUGAGGCGCUCGGCAUAGGUAGAUAGGAGCGCGCAAAGAGCCCUCUGUGCGUUAGAACAGCACGUUAUCAGAAAAAAAAACGAGUAGUGGGUAGCCUAUUGACAGCCUUAGGUACUUAAAAAAACAUUCCGAAACAGUAUUAACUAACUCUACUGCUAAACAAUAAAACACGAAAGCUUACUAUCCCCGAAUCUCGCUUAACUAGAUUCCAAAGUACUACUUCAGGAAUAUGAGGUAUAUUCCUACUUACAUUCCAAGAUGUCAGAUACAGAAAGCCAUGUAUUGGCAUUUAACCCUAACGGCAUUGAAUUAUAGUCGGAAAUUACAUACACGUAAUACGCUCAAAAUUUUUAGUACUUAUGAAUUUUCUGAAAUGAGUUUUACGCCUAAAAUUGUUGGGUGCGUGGCAAAGCGACUGUAUCGUAGUGAUUUUAAGGUUCAAUGGUUCAAAUCUAUAAGAUGUUUUGGUGAUGUAGGGCGAUCGACCACAUCGCAGGCGAGCGCUCAUAUUAUUACAUAGAUUUGAACCUUAACACUAUCACGUUACAGUUGCUUUUUAAAGAAUAUUGUUGCUUUGCCACUUGGUUAAUACGGUAGCUGACUAUUUGCAUAAAAGAAACAAUGGCUUUUGUUUAACAGAUUAGGGUCUGAAGGCUUAAAAUCUUUUGAGAAAAUUCAUAAUAUACGUCCUCGUUGGACUACUCGUAAUUACAAAACUUGGGCUAAUAUGGCACCACAACAAAGCUUUAGUUCGAAUAUUUCUUAGUUUUCUUACGAUCACAUUAGGUGGGGUUUUCUUAUACUCAAUCUAAGCAAAUUCAAAAGUUAUAAUCCACUUGGUUCUCACUGGGUAGGGGUACUUAAGUAAGUAGGCAGAACUGGAAGUCGGGGCAUCGACUAUAUAUUCGCCUGCAAUAAUUUAUCUUGAACAAAGAAAUGCGCUGAAGUAUGGUUUUAAUAUAUAGUUAGGUUCGAUUUAUACGUUAGUUCGGUUUAUAUGGGCCGAUUUUUAUCACAAUAUUUUUGCUCACUUUAUUGUGCAAUAUAUUAUUGCAGAUGACUUUAUCUGCUCCGAAUAGGUACCUAAGUGUGUCCAUUUACCCAAGUGUGUCUAGCAAAACUUCCGUGAGACAUAGAGACUUGAUGUGCCCCCCGUUGAAGCUCCUCGUUAUGGAGAGAAAUAAUAUCGAGAAAUCUUCUAAAAAUACGUGAGUGACUCGUUUUAAUAUACUUAUUUAAAAGUACAAGAAGCUAACUUGUAGUACAAGAAUAUUUCAACCAGUACUGAAGCUUCUCAGUGUAAGUUUUAGAAAAAUGGUGCUGAAAGGGGACGAAUGUUAGGAUUGUUAUGUCCUUAGUUUAUAGUUACUUGUUUUAAUAUUAUUGAAAUUGGAUAUUUAUGUCAAAAUCAUGAAUUAAUUUAUUUAUGAUUUGUUAACCGUUUAUAAGACAUUAGGGUGUCAGAAUUUAAUGCAAAAUUGAAGCCUAUCACUUUGAAAUAGAGUUCAAAAUCAGGCGGGAAAUAUAUUCCCUCUGCCUUAUAAAGGCUUAAUCUAAGUUAGCCCUGUUUGUUGGUUUAUGUCAAGUUUAUAAUUAUUAUCUAGAUAGUAAAUAUCAUAAGCAAACUACAGUAAAUUCUAGUAUCUUUGCAUGCUCGGCUAACUGUAAACGGGUAAGAAGCUAGGUAUAUUGUCUCAAAUUGUUUGCCCUAAUUAAUCUUAUAUUUUUUUACUCUGAUUUAAUAUUUUUUCGUAAGAAUAUUAUCUUAAAGGCAUACGUAGGUACAGUCAGCAUCAAUAGUAGCGGAUGAAACAACGCGCCAAAAGUAUCUGAUAUUCUGGAUAAGUUUUCCAAAUAUAGAUAAAUCUCUAAAAUUUACAUUCAAAAGUAAAUCUUUUACCGUCUUAAUCGUUCUACACAUAGAACCACCACAUUUUGUUAAGCCGUUACAGAAUGGUAGAUACUUUUGAAACCUUGUUUGAUCCGCUACUUUUGAUGCUGACUGUACAUCAUAGGUUAUCCAAGCAUUUAAAAGUUAUCAGGAUUACAAUUUAUUUAACCUUUUCGUCGCCAUUGACUUGAUAUAAAGUCAGUACAUUUCGUGCCCCAUACGCUACGACUUGAUACUCGUAUCAAGUGAUGGUAUACGAUACGUGCGAUUUUUGACGAGGCGGCGAAAAGGUUAAAAGGUGCAUUAGGGUAUCUUUGGAAACGAGGUAAUUUCGAAAACCGCAAGUAUAUUCAACCUCAAGCUCUCAAAUAUUGUCUACGCUACGGAGGUAUAUUAGUACAUUAUGAUACAAGUG